AUGCCCAAUAAAAAAAAUUCUGGAAAAAAUACCAGGAUGGAAGCUGACGUUUUUGAGGAUGUAGACACAAGCAGUUACGAAAAAUCCUUUAAGAAAAAAUACAACAAGAUGAAUGAUGAUUUAAAAUGGAAGCUUCAAUGCACAGGACGUGUAGUAGAGGAUGUUUUAUUCAACUCUAUUUCAAACUUCACUUCUGAGCAUUUGGUGCAUUCAUUUACGAUUGAUAUUAAUGAUUCAAUGUUAAAAGAAGUUUAUUUUCCUGCUGAAUUAGAAGAGAUGGACAUAACAAAUACCAAAUAA
Molecule: messenger RNA, 300 nt
Organism: Rhizophagus irregularis DAOM 181602=DAOM 197198
Lineage: Eukaryota; Fungi; Glomeromycota; Glomeromycetes; Glomerales; Glomeraceae
Source: RefSeq, a predicted model, not a curated record